AGUGCCGUCCGAUCUCGACGAGGAACUCCGCCGAGGGAAAUCCCGCGAUUCCGAUUCUCGAGGAGGAUUCAAUCCGUCGCGAGGAACCACGGGGCCAUCUUUCCCGUCGCGUGCGCGCGCGUGCGGAACCGAGUGCAAAAAUCUCCGCGAAGAACUCCGCGUCGCGUCGCAUAGAUAAGAUCGUGAGUGCUUUAAAUAUCCGGACAUUGUUUUCGAUCGAAAACCUCCCUGGAUGCUCGAUCGGAUCCCGGAUUAAGGACCUCUCUCGCUCUCGUCCUUUUCUUAGCCCAAGGUACUUCUUAGAUUAAUUAGAUUCGCGGCUGUUGUUCUCCAAAUUGACUGAUCGCGAGUUCUAAAUUGACGGCUCAUUGUUGUUCUCUCGGUGAACAUCUAGAUUAGCCGGUCCUUUUCCAGGCCGCGUACGUAGUCUCUGUAAUCCAAAAGGAUACGAGGAGAAAGAGGACCAAAAUUAGUUCGAAUUGAAACAGUUGAGAAACUCAGCGUCCCGCGCGAGCGUCGGUGUCAACCGGAUCGACGCUCCGUCAUCGAGACAUCGUCGUCGUCGUAAACGUGCUUCUCGUCUUCGUACGACCGAGAGUUCAUCGGGUGCGGCGCAGCGUCUUCAAUGCGGCACGGAUCGUCGACGAGCGGUCCUCGAACGGUCCUUCCGAGGCUUGAUGGCCCUUGAGGGCUAAGAGAGAAGGGAAGGAGAUGACGAGGGAGCCAUGAGCACGGCGGACACCGCGCUGUCAAUCUCGAUCAAGAUGGCCCCAGGGCCGGAACACCGUCAGGAACCGGUAGCUCCUGACAAAAUCGCCGAGAGCGAUCGUGCCGCCGACGUCGACGCCGCUGCCUCCGUCGUCGCCGUUGCUGCCGCCGCCACCGCCGCCGCCGAUGUUGUUAUCGAUGUAGAGAACGUCAACGUCGCAUCGACGACCGGUAGCGACAACAGCAACAACAGUAACGACAACAACAACGACGACGACGACGACCACCCUGUCGCCGUUGCUGCCGUCGCCGUCACCGCCGCGGAGCAAACUUCGAACAUCGAGAUUGCUCCGGCUAAUUUUGCCGCUGGCGCCGCCGAUUCGAUCAGCUCGCCGCCGAGCAGCGGCGCCGACAGCAAACAGGAGGAACCACCAACCCUGUCUAUGCUAAAUGAUAAUGAGUUACGGGCUUUACUGGAUGAAGCUAUAACAUACAAACGUCCGAAAGAUCGGGAAGGAAAGUCUAAUCUUUUUAAGGAACUUUUGCAAGAGGCAGAAGCGGACGAGACUGAGGAAGGCCGUAGAGUGAUAUCUAAUUCACGCUGUCUUCCGGGCUCAAAUCGCAGGAGGCAUAAACGGGAGUCUGUGUCCGAGCGUUUGACACACGGCGGAUCAUUGCAGAAUUUAGCGCAGCCUAUAGCUUCGGAAUUCGAUAGUAGUUUUGCUUAUCUGACGUCUAGUUCGUGUCAUACUUACGGAAGUAGUAGGAGGAAGAAUAAAAAAUACACAGGACCCAGUGUCUCUGCUAGACAGAGAGAAGGUGGAUCAUUACCGUCGAAUGUAAAUGCAUCGCAUAACCUUGCUUCUUUGGCUAAUUUAGAUCUAACAUUCGAUAAGAAGAAGAGCUUCUACGAGGAACGGUCAGCUUAUGAUUGGACCAAUAAGGAAAAAUCCAAGUCUCUAGACAAACCAUCGUACACCAGUACAAAGAAAGAGGAGAAGGAGAAAGAGAAAAAGGAAUUGAAAAGAGACACCGCUGGUAGUUCAGGCGAGGGAGAAUCUGAAACACGAGAGAAACGAGCCAGCAAAGGAAAAUACGGAACAAAUGAAAUGCUGGAGUCAGAUAAUCCACCCCCGGAAUAUAAAUCGGAUUACAUGGUCAUCGAUUUGGGUGAUGUUGAGGUAGGUGCUAUCAGUGAAAGAAAUGUAGGAUCUACGGCAAGUGGGAUUCAGAGGCCUCGCUCGUUAGACACUGAAAAUGAUGAAGGGACCGAAUUGAAAAUUAUCGAACCGCGCAAACCGAUCCAUUAUGUCACACGAGCAACUUUCGAUAUAACACAGACACCUGUGGACACCACUAUAGAGUUUCCUAUACGUGAUCAUAAGCAAGAGAAAUCAAAAAUGUCUGUUAAUGGUACAGAGGUGACAGGGGCAUUGUUUCAACCACACAACAGCGUAAAAUGCAGUAUAGGUGGGGCUUCAAAUGGUUCUAGCACUAGCCAGAGCAAAAUCGUACCUAGUUUAUGCUCCGUGAUGCCGGCAUCUUGGCAAACGCAAAAUAUAACAAUGGAAGGUCCCAGGUAUACAACGCAGCACAUCACGAUGAAAGAUCCAUCCGUGUCGGGGGAGAAGAAGUCGUUAGACGAAAACGGAAACGCUGUGCAGACAUAUAACGGUGAACGGAAGAAGCCUAGGAGAAAACACACUCAGGAACACAAUGUCAAAGUUUACAAUGCCGAAAAUGUCGAAGGCCAUCGUAAGGAUAUCGUCGAAGAUAUCGACAGUCUAAUUAACUUCAUUGAGAAUAAGGAAUCCAAGAGCAAAAAGGGAAAGACCGGUAAUCCCGUUAGAGUGAAGAUUAGUUCCGGCACAAAACCGAGAACCAGGGAGAAGGAUACAAAGAGAGAACAGUUGCCUUCCAAGUUAAAAAAAUCUAAUUCCCUAGAAGAGAUCUCGAAGACAAAAUUAGAGGAUCUCACGACGGAGAAAAGUGUUAGUUCCAGCGGUGCCAGCAGCGUGUCCAGUCAACACGGCGUAAAUAUAGCAUUGCGACGUCCGAAACAAAGAAGCACCGGAGAUGCGACAGUUGAUAGUCGAGGCGACAGGCGAUCCUGGGGGACAGAGGAAGGUCAGUCGAUAUAUUGCAAUGACACGGGAGAAGAUUACACGAGCCGUCGUAAUUCCAACAAAAAGAUUAAUCCGGAACCGGAGCACGAGACGGAAUUUCUGGUAGUUACGAAAAAGAAAAAGAGCAAGAAACAAAGAAGAAGCUCCAGUGGCGGCAGGGCGCAAAACCUGACGACAUCAGGAUCGUAUCUCCAGAAUUCCAGAGGAUUCUCUAACGACUAUAGGACACCUCUUUCUCCCGAACUCCGAAGAAAAUCGGCUAGCAGCAUGCCUCCGAGCGACAAAUCGGCAGAUAGUAGCGAUUUGGAUUCAGUUCACUCGUUGCCGGUUACAUCGAACACCUCAAAGCACAAUUUGGCCAAAGUUGCAACAUCGUCGGGCGGCACUCCGCAGGCGAGUUACGCGGACAUAGCGCGCAUGGCUACCAUCAACAUGACACACAAUCUGACCAUGUCCGCCAUGCUAAACACGUCGUCGUGGCCCAGUGUUCCACCCAAGACCCCUUCAGAACCGGAUAAAGUGCCUCAAGAUUAUUAUCCGAGUCUAGACGAGUUGCAGCAUUCGGAGAGGAAAGCUAGGCAGCAACAGGCCCAAUCGAACCAUGCAGCAGCGAGUCUGGGUCUGGCUUUCGAGAAGCCACUUUCGCCGACUCUGACGAAGAUGAAAAAUUCGUCAGAUCGAAAGAAAGCCGAAGCUCAGGAAGAGGCCAUCAAUAAGAACAUCCAAGUGUUUAAAUAUGUGCAAGAUAUCGAGAAAAUGCACGAAAGCCUAACGCAAGCAACAGAACACAAGGAACAGAAACAUGCGAGUUGUAGCAAUUACAGCCCGAAUUCAAACGAGACUACCGCGAUAAACGCCGUAACGCCAAGAUACAAUAAUAGUACAACGAUGAAUUAUAAUCCAGUCGAUAUCGAUAACAAUCCUAAUUGCACCGUCAACAAUAAAGAUUCUGUUACGUUUCCACGAGUCAACAAUCCUCGCCCUCGUAGGAAUUACGUACACAGUAAUCAAAAUGUACAAACUCAGGGAAUGUACGAAGAGCAACACGUUAAAAAGCCUGCGUCUUCUUAUCACGAGGAGGCAGUCAAGAAAUCGCAUAAUACCGACGUCCCGCAGUCCGAGAGCAAGAAUAAUCCAACGUGCGCGUCGCACGACGGCGCGGACGCGCAGAAGUUGAAAACUGCGAAACCUACGCAGGACUCGCAGAGCGUUGAAUCUGAAUCUGGAAGUAACAAGACGACUAGCAGCGAUCCAAGGACAGCGAGGAUCGCGAAGGAGUAUCAGAACACCGCGAUGAAGCACGAUGCAAAAGUGGCAGUCUGUCAACCGCAAAACUCGAAACAAGAUAAUCAGCAGCGCGACGACGUGGAAAGCAAGAAGACGAAAUCGCCGAACACGCAGUCCGAUAAGGACCAGUCGCAAAGACCGUCCGCGGAGACGCAGCAGACGAAGAGUUCGACUCCUAGACCCGCGGUGAUCCUGUUGGACGAAACUUCCUCGGACAUCGCGAAGAACAACAAUCUGCCGACGGAACUCACGUUUGGCUUCGAGAUAAACGAGUUGCUGCUCUCGGAGGAUAACGGCAACGAGGAGGCGACUCCGACGAUCACGGCGAAUCCGGCUUUUUCCCCGGCCAUACCGCCGCUCGUCAAUAAACCGCCGCCCAACAAUUUCGAGAGGAAUCCGCCGUUGUUCGCCGAGAAACCCGUGAGAUACGACAAGUUCUCGUCCAAUUAUCACAUGCAGCAGCCGAACGCUCAUCCCGUGACGCCUGUGCAUCCGGUCAUGGUGCAACCGUUGCCGUACAUGAGCUAUCCCACCAGAUUCGCGCCACCCACGUAUCUGCCACCGCCGCCUCCACCGCCACCCGGAAUCAUGGAGAAGUUUCACCCGCCUAAGGAAGAUUUCUCUAUGCUCUACGUAGCGCCCGAGGAAGAACUGAAUGUGCAGACGUACAACCACGAUAAGAUCGUGUCGUUCGUUGGCUUAGCAUGGGACGCUGUCAUGAGAGAAAUGCCAGUGACAACCGGCCGUAUACAGUUUUACAGCGGACAGUGAAGUUAGAAAGUUUUCGACGCGACGAAGGCAAUAGGCAAUGACAGUAACUUUUGUACUGGUAAACCACUUCCAUUGCAAAUAGUUAGUUUGAUGAGUCUCGGUCACGUUGAUACGCGAGACCAAGUACUCCUACGUGCUACGUGCACGGUUGCUCCUUUCGGGACGGUUAAAGUUCGUUCGGAGAAUCUUGCUUCUUCGAGUCGAACGCUAAGAUCGCUGUGUCAACGCGCGAGAUCGGUGAAGCUGAGUGGUGCAAAGUGUGCCUCAAGAGAUAAUAAUAGCAAUGUACAUAUAAUCAGUCAACAAAAACGAAGGGGAAAAAAGGAUAAAGUGUAUAUUCCAAGUAAUGUACAUUGUACUUGCUAAAUUUCCAACGAUGGUGACAGUCGCAGAACUUCAGUAUUGACAAUUAGGAACGUUUGAUCGGAAAACAUCCUCUUUCUUGGGAGAGAGAUGUAUCUUUGUUUCUUUGAGUGCAGGGAACUUCCAGCGUACGAGCCACGCGUGUAUAUACGUCAGACAUCUCUAUAAAUUUUUUGAAGAUUGUCUUGGUUUGUAUAAUCGGUGUACAAUUGUAAGAAGUGCUUGGAAGAAAACGCUACGCAGCGAGAUAUGGACUUGUAAUAACCAGGUCUACCAUGAGAGGCGAGCCUCGAUGGAAGAAUCUCGUCCAUCGACAGUGGUAUCUCCUGGUGCCUUUGAAGUCACGAAUCUUUAGGCAAGUCAGUGGGAAAGUGUUGAAGAAGCCUGCACUAAUCACAUCGAGUCGAGAAAUCUAUCAGAAGUAUCGUAGAACGUCUGUAAGUAGUUUCGAACUCUCGAACUGAGACGAUCUUUAAAUCGACAUCAUGGAAGAUUAUGAACCAACGGGUUAUGAUCGGUGAGUCGAAAUAUGACGAAGGUCAGAAUAUAUACAGAUAUUGUACUUUACUCGAUAAAUACAAAUUAAGACGACUGUAAAUGAAAGAGAUGUAAAUGCGCGGUUGUGUGUAAUAUAUCGAAGUAGCGUGGUCGACUUAGAACUCAGAGUGGCUGCUUCUUCCAGUUGUGGAGCAUUCGAUAGCUUAAAAUAAUAGGGGGAAAAAAAAACAAGAUGGUCACUAACUGAGUUUCGUCAAAGAAAGCUCAAAAUCUGGUCAAAUGUCUGUGAAGAAUGCUGAAUGAAUCGCAAAAACGUUAAAUUUUUACACAGACUUGCUUAUUUAAUAAAAAAUAACUGAUAACUAUUCGUAAUGAUAAUUAUAAGAAGAUGCUUGUGAUCAUAAGUAAAUAUACAAUGGUGUGAAUGCGUGUGUGCGUUAAUUUCAUGUAGACCGUGAUCGGGUGAUAAUGAGGGUGAGAUUGCUGUUCGAUUUGAGGUAGGAGGCAUUGCCCCGGGAAUGCACGAAGGUAAUCCGUGUGCACUGUAUUAAUGCGUAUCGUUUGCUCAUUAAAGGUAACUCGACUUUCACUUAAAGCUCCACACACGCGAGAUACGUUCCCAGUUCCUAAGCUUUCGUUUCGUCGAAUUUAUCUUUACCAACAAACGACGAUCCGUCAAUUUCUGAAACGUGCGGGGAUUCUCUUGCAUUUUUCUUCCUUGUUUUCCGAGGCGUUUAAUUUACAGGCGUAAGAAGAAAACGUGCACGCGUUACCAUUUCGAUGAGGUAUAUGUGGAUGAAAGCAUAUACGCGCUGUAAUAUAAACGGAAGUAUAUAUACGGGGGGGUGGAUCUCUUAAACCUUUUCAAUUAAACUGGAGGUGAAAAAGAAAAAGAAAAGAUAUAUAAGCCGUAUCUUAAAUUCGUAUGCCUGUAAAUGCCUAAAAAACAAAAAAAUUGAGCCUAAGAGAAAUAAUAACGCAUGUAAUGCUGCUUUUAACUACUGUAAUUAUACGGUUUUUAAAUAUAAGUCUAUAUGUACUUCUGUAAACCUCAGGGGACACUGCAGGGGUCCGCGGUAUCGUGCUCCAAAUAUUACUGAACGGAUUAAAUAUUAAAAUAACCCCUUUGCGUUUAAAAGCUAACUUUAGUUGCAUCUUUCAAUUCGUUUCGCGACACCGCCUCUUGUCGUCGGGACGCGAAAACACAUUCUAAAUAAUCGUUAUGAUUUUAUUAUUGACGUUAUUUUUCGCAUUGCGAAAAAACAACGUCGUUCAAUACGAGAAUAAAACCUUCGUACAGCAGUCUCAUACGUCUAUAUGGAAGAACAGAAUGAGUGGGAUGCGAAUCGUGGAAACUUAUCGCCUUCAUAGGUAAUGAUAAAAAAAAAAACAAAUUAUCAUAGAUAAGUUUUCAUAUGGAAGCAUGAAAGUGUACUAUAGUAUUAUAACGCGAGUUAAUUAUGAUUAAUGAAUUAAUAUUGGUCAAGUUUGUUAUAUAUCGUUCUUUCUUUGCGAAGAUAUCAAAAUUGUGUAAAAACGAAAAAAAAGAUAGUCGUGCUCCGUUGAUAAUUUUCAUGUUUUUGUCCAGUAUGUAGGAGAUAGUUCCAGCUGGAGGUACAGCUUUCGAGAUAAGCGAGAAAUCGAGAUAUUUAAUUGUACGACGCAAGCGUUUAUCGCGCGUAUCAAAGAGUAACUCGGAAAAAAAAGGUACGACCGUAGGCGGCAGCUAAAAUAUCCGUUACGGAUUUGACGAAGUGUCCCGAAGGGUCUCUUUCCUUUUCCCCUCCCUCUUUUUAAAGGGCAACUUCGCGGGAGACACGUUUCCGACGUUACGUUGACUGUGCCAGACGCCUUCACUUAUCCCUUCCUUCUUUUUUCCCCCCCCCCAAUUAUCACGUUUUACAUUCAGUUGCCGAUGUCGACGUUACAUUCCAAAAGUGCAAUCGCGAGAGCCGCCUUUCCACUCGUUUCCACGGAGAGAACUUUCUUUUAAACUCCUUCUCGUGCUUCUCCCAGAUUCUUCCCCUCCCCGCGUAUGUUGCUCCAACGGAGAAUGUACUGGUCGAUUUCUUUUCUUUUUUUACCCUUCAUUUCUUUUUUAUUUUUAUUUUACGUGUACACACACACAUACAUAUCACAUCACAUCACACCUCGACACGCUGCACACUCGUGAACGAUCUCGCAGUUAUUACUUUGACUGAAUCGCCUGCUCACGGACGGAUACCUCUUUUUCCGAGCUACUUCGACUCGACACGCGAAGGAACUACAAUUUCAAAAAGAAAAACGAAAAAAAAAAAUAAUAAAAGAAACAGAGUCAGGUGCUCCACUCGCCUUAAAUGCAACUGAAUGCAGUCUCAGCCUGUGCCAUGUUGACCGGUUCAAAUGGCUAAGUGAUAAGAGUUCGCGAAGACUAGUGCAAAUGUACUUGUGGAGAAGGACUUAAGCGAGGAAGAAAAAAAGAAGGAAGAGAAAGAAGAUAGGACCAUUACAAAACAAAACAAAACAGUGUACAUAGCGAGUGUGGGGUGGCGACUACGCCAACCAUGUGUCGCACGUGUAGAGUAUACAUAAUUAACGUUUUCUCUUUUUUUUUUUUCUUCAUUCGAUGGACACACGCGCGCGCGCGUGGGAACGCGCGGACGUUCGUUGCGGAACCGGCCGGGACCGACUUUUGUCUCUUUGAUCUGCAUCACGCGAUCAGGAUCAGGCGGUUAACGACGAGUAGAACGCAACUCGAGAAAAACGACGAGACGACGAGGAAGGAAAGAAACGACGAGCGAACACGGAACAAAGAGAAAAAAGAAGAAAAAAAAUCACAAAAAGGGAAAGAAAAGCUAAGUUAUACACGAAUACCUGUACGCCCCCCCCCCCCCCCCGAGCCCCCAGCCACCCCCUUACUGUUUUUGUUUAUAAGCGUUUAUGAAAAGGAAUAAAUAUAUGUUUAUUUUCUUUCACAUCGAUCUGCAUCUCCAUUCAUUCACAGAAUCUGUUUUAGCGCACCGUGUUUUCCGCCCCGGAAACGCCGGAGGUGUUUCGCCCUCGAGAGUCUAGCUCAGGUUUCGCCCCUUUAAUCUUUUCGGAGACGCUUCCCCGUCGCCCUGUUCCGGCGUCAGCUGUCCGUUAAUCGCUCGCUCGCGCGAAAACGCGAGAUGCAUCCGGAUCCGAUGUACCCGGCAGCCGAGUGUCGCGACUACCUCCGAGAGAUAAAUCACGCGCCAGCUAGCCGUUGUUCCCGGACGGAACGCAGACCGAGGAGCAAAAGUAACCGUCCGACGGGGUCUCGAGGGAAAUCGAUUCGACUACCCCUCCCCCCCUCAACGCUGGUCCCGCGCCGCUGUACAAUUUGUUACUCGAUAACGAAACGAUCCUCCUCUCGUAUUGUACAUACGACGCUGUAUCAUAUAACAUUGUAUGAUUAUUACCAACGCUACGGCAAAAUUAUCCAAUUAAGAUUACAAUUAAUGCCGCUAUUAUUAGUGAGAUAAUAAGUGAGAGAGCGAGUGAGAGAGUGAGAGAUACUGUGUAUAUCGAACUGUGGAUCUUACGUGCGCGUGAAAGGCUGUGCUGUCCAGCUGCAAAAUCCCUAACGAUGCGAGUGUGUCUGUUGCCAAAGUUUCCCCCUUUCGCGAGUGUGCGAGGUGAUAUCUGAUUGUCGAGGUCUCGUAAUCGCAUCGGCGAGCUUCGUCCCGGGGUGGCAAAUCAAAAACCCGCGUUCGUCGCCCCUCCGGGGUGGAAGCGACGCUGGACUUUCCUCCUCUCUUCUCGGGACUUCGCGGCUGAACCUACACGAAGAGAGAAGAAAAUCGCUCGCAGUCUCGUCUUCGUCCGUUUAAUUUCGGCGAAGAUCUACAGCUUUCAACUUCCUCUUUUAUUUUUUAUUUUAUCGAAUUUUACUCGGAAUCGAGAGUCUUCGGAGACUCCGUGUUAAAUCUGUCUCGACAGAUCGCUCGGGAGUACAGCGAUUCUCUCUGUACGCAUUGUCGAGCGUUCGCAGAAUUAUCCGGAGAGGGGCGACUUUCUUCCGAGGCUUCUUUAAGGAGAUUAACGUUCCAUUAGGAUGUUAAUAUUAAGACGUCGAAGCCAUCCGGCCCGCGUCAGCCCGGACAAGAGCGAAUUAUCGCCUGCGCGCUAUAUCUUUCCGUUGAACGACGACAGAUUGUUAAGGCACUACCGUACGAGAUGGAAAAUUGUAACGUUUUGCGUGAAAAAGCCGGGGGGGGAAAAAUCCGUAGGGAUCGUUACGAAGAAAGCGAAGAGAUAUAUCACGAUUUAUUCUCAGGUGAUGUAUUCACACGCACGUGUGGCUUAUUAUUUUGUUAAUAACUUGUCGGAUAUACGCCGAAGCUGUCGUGGACCACGGGUGUGAAGGGUCGUUCGGAAUCGUUGCCAUGGAAUGUGAAAGAACAUGCCGGAGUGUGUAUGAAUGAGAGUGGCAGAGAGAAAGAGAGCGAGAGGGGGAGAGAGGGAGAACGAGGAAGUGGACUGAACAUUUCGCUACUUGUGCGAGAGAAUUCCAACCCUCCCCGCGGAUGUGUUUCUGAGAGAGAAAGAGAGAGAGAUAGGAGAGCGUGUAGUGUCCGCCAUUUGGCCUUUAUGCUGUCUUACUUGCGAUUUCGUACAAGCUUUGCGUGCAAUACUGUGAUAAAAGAAAAAAGAAUGAGUCGUUCUCUAUUUCUCUUCGUCCUUUUCUCCUUUUUGAAGCGCAUGCACGUACAAUGUGAGAGAUCGGCGCACGUAUAUAAAUAUUAUAUAUAUGUCGGGAUAUGGUCGCCUGUUUUCAACCGGUCCCUUAAAGCGAGUCGCAAAUUUUCCGUUUAAUUCGCGUACAAUUCAUUUCCGAUAUACAUAUACACAUGCGCAACUUUUGAAUUUUUGUCUGGUACGAACUCGACGAACGAUUUAUCGUGGCCUAUCCGGUUCUUCUUUCCGCAGCGAUCGCUCUCGCGGUCCUCAUCGUGAAACCAUUAGUUAGUAGGAUUACGUGGAUUAGACAAGUUAACUUUCGACGAGUCUGUGUUGGAUAAUCGCAUAAUUUGUAUGGACAUCCGGACGCGUUAGCUUCGUACUGCCAUCGCAUUGACACAUUUGUUCCUAAUUGUUGCAUCGCAAGUUAAUAUAAGUUUAUAUUAUUGUUUGUUAUAUAUAGAUAUAUUGUGAGUAAAGCGGUGUUAGUUAUUAAAAGUGUGCUGAGAUAACGUAUCUCAGUUCCAUAGACAGUGGAUGAUACUUAUUAUCUCUUUGAUAUUUUACGUAAACUUCCAAAAUGACUAUAAUGAUAACAAUCUCGCGGCAAUCGCGCGUCAACGAAACGUGGUUUCGGCAAGGCGUCGCGGUCAUUAGCGCGUUUAAGGGGUGGCGAUUCGAAACAGGCGGUUCUCCUGAGAGGAUAAGAAUAUGUCCAUUCUAUGCGCUUCGCGCGAUUAUUUUCCGAAGCUAAGCGAUAGAUCGCUAGUUUGGCGUGUUAUUUUGCAUCCGCAGAGGCUACGACCUGUGAAUAAAUGGUUUUUGUUGAAAACGAUUAAUUGUCGGAGUGUAUGUGAAGAAAAUCCUGACGUCUGCAUCUCGAUAUAUCAUAAUGUAAAUAAUAACGAUAUUGCCGAAAAGAAA
Temnothorax curvispinosus is the source of this 11360-nucleotide messenger RNA. RefSeq lists its product as uncharacterized. The transcript is spliced from 9 exons. The coding region runs from base 726 to 4892 and encodes 1388 amino acids. NCBI's taxonomy places the organism in Eukaryota, Metazoa, Arthropoda, Insecta, Hymenoptera, Formicidae. The record is from RefSeq and is a predicted model, not a curated record.